GUCAUAUGGCCUCCUUCCUGUUUGACGGAGAGACGAGCCGGCUGCUGCUGCUGCCUGUCAACAUCAGACACCAUACUGAAGCUUUUCCGUGUGCGGGAUUUGGCUUUUAUAUAUUUGUUCGUGAAAGUGUCCACUGCAAUGCCCAUGUACCAGGUAAAGCCCAUCUGUGGGGGUGACAUAAAAGUUGAUUUGCCGACCUGCAUGUACAAGUUACCAAAUUUCCACGCACAGCAGCAGCAAGGCAACAGCUGCAGCUCCGAACAUGCGCUUCAGAAUGGCGAGGUGGAUCCGGCUGUCAAGGCCCUGGAGGCUCGACAGGAUGAGAUCUUGAGGAAACUCUAUGAACUGAAAGCUGCCGUGGAGGGCCUAGCUAAGACCGUGACAACCCCAGAUGCUGAUUUAGACCUGACAGUCAGCAGCAGCCUCUCCUCACAAAGCUCCACGGCACUUUUUACAGGUACCACCGACCUGGACGCACUACUGGGAAAGGACCUCGGCGCUCUCCGUGAUAUCGUCAUCAAUGCCAACCCGGCCCAGCCGCCCCUCACCCUGCUGGUUCUUCACCGUCUGCUCUGUGAGCGGUACCGGGUGCUGUCCACCGUCCACGUUCACUCCUCGGUCUCCAGCGUGCCGCCGCAGCUGCUGUCAUGUCUGGGUCCACGCCACCCCGACAGCCACAGCCGCCACAUGUUCCAGCUGGGCUUCACCCUCAUCUGGAAAGAUGUCCCCAAACUGCAGAUGAAGUUCAGCGUGCGAAACAUGUGUCCCAUCGACGGCGAAGCCAACGUGGCUCGCUUCCUCUUCAAGCUGCUGGCGCCCCACCCCAGCGAGCCCGCUCUCGCCACUCUGGUGGACAGCUGGGUGGACACGGCUUUCUUCCAACUGGCAGAGGGCAGCUCGGAGGAGCGAGCUACCGCCCUGCGGGACCUCGGCUCCGCUUUGGGUCGCAGCGCUUGGCUGUCGGGGCCGGAGCUCUCGCUGGCCGACGUGGCGUGCUACUGCUGCGUGCUGCAGAGCGGUUCAGCGCCCUCAGCUCCUGCCAACGUGCGGCGCUGGAUCAAGUCCUGUGAGAACCUGGGGUACUUCAGCCACGCCAAGACACUUCUGCAGUGACUGGGACUGUCCUGGGACCAGACACUAGAGGCAAAAGAAGGACAUUAGAAGAUGAAAAUAUCUCAGCUAUGUCUGGACGUUCUUCUAGCUCCUCUUCCUCCUCAGUGUAGUUUGUUGCUGACAGACGUGGUCCAAGCCAACACUUAAAACAACCCAUAGAUCCAUAUAGAACGGAUAUGCUGCAACUCAGUUAUGAGGGAGGAGGUUCAGACAGAAGAGGGGGCUUCCAUCGCACACCCUCCACCCACUUUGUGCCUAAAAAAAUCGAAGUGUGUGUAUCUGCGGUGACCGGUAAUGCAGUGUUUUCACAAUGCUUUGUACCAGUCGUUUUCUUAAACAAGAAAUAUUAAAAAAAAGAAGAAAAAC
Oryzias latipes (Japanese medaka) is the source of this 1479-nucleotide messenger RNA. RefSeq names its product aminoacyl tRNA synthetase complex interacting multifunctional protein 2 (gene aimp2). Lineage: Eukaryota; Metazoa; Chordata; Actinopteri; Beloniformes; Adrianichthyidae. The record is from RefSeq and is a predicted model, not a curated record. Gene Ontology annotation, cellular component: aminoacyl-tRNA synthetase multienzyme complex.